AUGGAAAAGUUCCUUGCUCGCCUGGAGCCUUCUGACGACCCCAAACAUUUCAACUCUUGGUACAAGGGUUGGAUCUGUCUCCAAAUGGCGCUCCUGUCACUGACCGCCUCGAUCGGAAGUUCCAUCAUAUCACCAGCAGAGACCGUGCUUUCAGCGUACCUUGGCAUAUCGCUGGAAGCAGCUGUACUUACAGUCUCGCUUUUCGUCCUGGGCUUCGCAUUGGGACCGAUCUGCUGGGGACCUAUCAGCGAAGUAUACGGAAGGCGAUGGUCUCUCCUGCCUCCUAUGUUCCUGGUCGGCGUUUUCAGCAUUGCCAGUGCCGUCAGCAAAGACACGGCAAGCUUGUUGGUCACCAGAUUCUUCGCUGGCGUCUUUGGCUCCUCGCCGAUUGCGAACGUAUCGGCAGCUUUGGGGGACUUCUAUGAGCCAAAAGCGAGAGGUGUCCCGAUGGCAUUUCUGGCAGCUUGUGUCGUCGGCGGUGCCUUGAUUGCUCCAAUCAUGGGUGCUGGACUUACUGUCAACAAGCACCUUGGGUGGAGGUGGACUGAAUUCCUGGAGGCCAUCAUCGCAUUCUUGACCUUUGCCGUUACAUUCGCCUUCAUGCCUGAGACUUACCCGCCGGUGCUGCUGAAGCGCAAGGCAAAGCAACUGAGAAAGAGUACAGGAGAACAAAGAUAUUGGCAUCCUCAUGAACAACAGAAGAUCAGCGUGCAGAAUGUACUCACCAAGCAUUUCAAUCGGCCGAUUCUCAUGUUGCUCACCGAGCCAAUGGUUAGCUGCAUGGCUCUGUACGCAUCCUUCGUGUAUGGUCUUCUAUUCUUCGCUUUGGAAUCCUUCCCCAUCGUAUUUGCUGAGCUACGGCAUUGGGAACUUGUUCCAUCGACUUUGCCAUUCCUGGGACUCUUUGUCGGUGUGAUCAUCGCUAUCUGCAUCAACAUAGGCAACCAACCUCGGUACAUGCGGGCUGUCGAGAAGAACCAAGGACGAGCUGUUCCAGAGGCUCGCCUUGCACCAAUGGUCAUUGGUGGCUUCUGCUUCUCGGGUGGACUCUUCUGGUUCGGAUGGACAGCAAGUCCGAGCAUACCGUGGAUAGUGCCCGUGAUUGCAUCUGCGUUCAUUGGCGCCGGCUUCAAUAUUAUUUUUCAGCAGGCGCUCAACUUCCUGGUAGACGCGUACUCUCUUUAUGCGGCGAGUGCACUUUCGGCAAAUGCUAUUCUGCGCUCAGCAAUGGCGUGUGGUCUUCCUCUUGCAGCGAGGCCUCUUUUCGAGAACCUUGGGGUUGGCCCUGGCGCUAGCGUGUUGGGAGGGAUUUCUUGUCUGGCUUUGCCCAUACCCUUCCUCUUCAUGAAGUACACAACUGUGCUCAGAAGCAAGUCGAAGUUCGCGCCUUCCGAAGAAUAA
Zasmidium cellare ATCC 36951 is the source of this 1401-nucleotide messenger RNA. RefSeq lists its product as uncharacterized. Bases 1 to 1401 code for a protein of 466 amino acids. The record is from RefSeq and is a predicted model, not a curated record. Gene Ontology annotation, biological process: transmembrane transport. Gene Ontology annotation, molecular function: transmembrane transporter activity. The transcript is spliced from 4 exons. Lineage: Eukaryota; Fungi; Ascomycota; Dothideomycetes; Mycosphaerellales; Mycosphaerellaceae.